Molecule: messenger RNA, 3063 nt
Organism: Larimichthys crocea (large yellow croaker)
Lineage: Eukaryota; Metazoa; Chordata; Actinopteri; Sciaenidae
Gene: gpr45
Product: G protein-coupled receptor 45
Exons: 3
Coding region: 569-1729 (386 amino acids)
Biological process (GO): G protein-coupled receptor signaling pathway
Cellular component (GO): membrane
Molecular function (GO): G protein-coupled receptor activity
Source: RefSeq, a predicted model, not a curated record
CCUGCUCUCCUCGCGUCAGCAUCAUCCGCAGGCGGCACGAUGGCGAUCGAUACGCCAGUGAAAUAUUCAAAGUGGGACAUUUAGAGAAAAUCUCGACGUGCACAGAGACACAAACACGAUCGUCGAGCACGCAGACUCGACGGGAGACAAUCAUGACACCUGAAAUGAAACGUAACGUGAAGCUCCGAAGUGCCAGUCGACCUGUGAAGACCACGUCUGAGACCUGAACGCCAGCUUGACCUCGGAGACACGUCAUUAACGCUUGUGCUGUCCCACCAACAGGAGCAGGAGGCGGAAACCAUAGCAACAGACGUGUCGUGUGUGUGUGUGUGUGUGUGUGUGUGUGUGUGUGUGUGUGUUCUGAGGAUGCCUCUCUGUUAUAUCAAGGUUGCAUCAGAGCCUGAGGCGUUACCCAAGAAUCAGCUGCUGCUCAGUCGACUGAAGGCAACUGUACCACGGACAUCGCCAUGGAUGACCAACUUCUGGAAGAGACCUUAACGUGUAUGUCACAACAAUAAUCAAACAUGCACCCUCUCACGAGCUGAUACCCCCCCUGAUCGAAGCUGCUAUGGCUUUCUGCAAUGAAAGCAUGCUGGAGGAGUGUGCCUUCAUGCAGCCGGACAAAGAGGACGACGCAGCAGAAGGCCUCCCGUCAGAAGCUGCGACGCCCGCCAUAUCAGUCACUCUGCGUGUGACCCUGGCAGCCAUAAUGAUCUUCAUGAUCACUAUUGGUUUCCUCGGCAACGCGAUCGUGUGUCUGAUUGUUUACCAGAAACCUGCCAUGCGUUCCGCUAUCAAUCUCCUCCUUGCCACGUUGGCCUUUUCGGACAUAAUGCUCUCUCUGCUCUGCAUGCCCUUCACUGCAGUCACCGUGGCGACCGCCGACUGGAGCUUUGGGAGCGGCUUCUGCAGAGCGUCCAUCAUGCUGUACUGGCUGUUCGUCCUGGAGGGGGUGUCCAUACUCCUCAUAAUCAGCGUGGACCGUUUCCUCAUCAUUGUGCAGCGGCAGGACAAGUUGACCCCGCACAGAGCUAAACUGUUGAUCGCAGGCUCGUGGGUGCUGAGCCUGUGCGUGUCUCUGCCGUCCGUAGUCGGGUGGAGGACAGGUGCAGCAGGUAUCGGGGGUUCCUGGGCGCCGCAGUGCGUGCUGGGAUACAGUGAUUCUCUGGCAGACCGUGGUUACACAGUGCUGUUGGCGGUCGCGGUUUUCUUUGUGCCGUUUGCCGUCAUGCUAUACUCUUACAUGUGCAUCCUCAAUACAGUGCGCCGCAACACCCUGCGCAUCCACAACCACACCAGUGAGCAUUCCUGCCUGCCGGCCCUCAACCAGGUCAGCAAAAUGAGACUCACCGGGCUGCAGCGCCCGCCUCAGAUCAAGGUGGACAUGAGCUUCAAGACCAGGGCUUUCACCACCAUCCUCAUCCUCUUCGUCGGCUUCUCCGUGUGCUGGUUGCCGCACACGGUGGUCAGCCUGCUGGCCGUGUUCAGCCGGCAGUUCUACUACAGCUCCGUCUUUUACCCAAUCAGCAUAGGCGCCCUGUGGCUCAGCUACCUGAAGACGGUGUUCAACCCCGUCAUCUACUGCUGGAGGAUCAGAAAAUUCAGGGAGGCCUGUCAGGAGUUUAUUCCCAAGAGCUGCAGACUGUGUCCCAAAGUGCCGGGCAGGAGCCGCAGGAGAGUGAGGCCCAGCAACAUCUACGUCUGCAGCGAGACUCAGUCAGCCGUGUGAAACAAGGACGACCAGGCCGUCGAUGCACAAACCAGCAGCUUCUGACACUGCUACCAACUGUUUUUAACUCUUAAUUUUCCUCCCGAUAAGCAAUCAGAGGCGACUAAAGUUUACUUAAAAAUAAUAUACCAAUAAUCUCACCGCAAGAAUCUCAAUUUUUUGUCCUAAGGGGGACGAGAAGUGCUCAGAGAAAUCAACAUUUGAACAACCCCAUCUGCAGAGGAAGAUCCUGUAUUACAAUCAAAAGCUCCAGAAUAGCUACUGAAUCUUGUCGUGAGAUUAUUUUUGUCUGCUGCUUUCCGAGAUCAACAAUGAACCUUCAGUCUCUCUUAACUUUAUGGCCAAGGUUCAUCUCCUCUAUUGUCAGUUUACUUUUUAUUGUUUCAUAAUUUGUAUCAUCGGUGUCAUUCUGUUUCUUCAGACUGCCUCCGUUGUCAGUCUUUUGAGUAGUAGUGGUGAUAAUAAUGCUGUCAUGUGUGUGAAUUUCACACAAAAAAAAAACAUGGUAUACACGGUAUUAAUGUUCAGUGAUGUUCUAAGAGUAAUUAAUUAACUUUGUGCUGAAACACGACCUCCUGUGAGUCGAAAUGAUUCUUCUCGAGUGUGUUAACAAAGAGGUGUGUCAGUUGUUGAGCUGUGACUGUUUACCUGAUUGUAUUAUUGUGUCAUGAAUGACCGAACCGGGUAAAUAAAUGUAGUUUUUAAAAGAGUUUUGUAUUGACAGACUGAUGACAAACACGUUCUAGUCGGCUGCUUUCACAAUGUACAUAAACCACGUUGGUACAUAAUGGGAAUAGGUUGCUGUGUUGCCGGGAUACUAAACACAUCCGUUCACCGUGAGUGGAUAUAUAUCGACUCCACCGAGGACAACGUACACAGCGGUUUGUUUAUUGAAUUCUAUUAGGUUAGAUAAUCCCACAGGAGGAGAGAAGUCUGCACGGAAACCGUAACUAAUUUUUCUCAGAGGAACGCUGAAUGAACAAAUGAAGUAACAUUGAACACGUGGCAUUUUAAAUAAAGUGCAUUCAUUUAGAGAUAUUUGUAUAAAUGUUACAAAGCUGAAAGCCCAUCGACAAUAACAGUUACAUAGAGGUUGUGUUGCUGUACAGCUCAAAACAGGAAGAUGGUGCUGUUCUUUCACUGCAAAUUAAGUUAGCUCGAUUUCCUGCUGUGAUUUCAGCCCCCGUCGUCAAUAAAUUGACUUUUUGUUUCACUUCAUUCAUCCUAUUUAAAUCAUUAAUCAAAUUAUGCUGUUUCAGAAGUCUGAAAAUGAAGUCCAGUUAACAGCGGCACGGUUUUGACAGCGAAGAAGAAGAAUGUGUGGUGGUAAAUCA